AAGUUGCUGGGUGUGUUUUGCCACUGAUGAAGAUGAUAGAACAGCUGAAUGGGUGAGACCAUGCAGGUGCAGAGGAUCGACAAAAUGGGUUCACCAGGCUUGUCUACAGCGCUGGGUGGAUGAAAAACAAAGAGGAAACAGUACAGCCAGAGUGGCAUGUCCUCAGUGCAAUGCUGAAUACUUAAUAGUUUUUCCAAAGUUGGGUCCAGUUGUUUAUGUCUUGGAUCUUGCAGAUAGACUGAUUUCAAAAGCCUGUCCGUUUGCUAAAAUGGUUGGCUCUAUCUACUGGACCGCUGUCACGUACGGAGCAGUGACCGUGAUGCAGGUUGUAGGCCACAAAGAAGGUCUGGAUGUUAUGGAGAGAGCUGACCCUUUAUUCCUUUUAAUCGGACUUCCUACUAUUCCUGUUAUGCUGAUACUAGGCAAGAUGAUUCGCUGGGAAGACUAUGUGCUUAGACUAUGGCGCAAAUACUCGAAUAAACUACAAAUUUUGAACAGUAUAUUUCCAGGGAUUGGUUGUCCUGUUCCUCGAAUUCCAGCUGAGGCUAAUCCUUUAGCAGAUCAUGUCUCUGCAACCCGAAUUUUGUGUGGAGCCCUUGUCUUUCCUACAAUUGCAACAAUAGUUGGUAAACUGAUGUUCAGUAGUGUUAACUCUAAUUUACAAAGGACAAUCUUGGGUGGAAUUGCUUUCGUUGCCAUAAAAGGAGCAUUUAAGGUUUACUUCAAACAGCAGCAAUAUUUACGUCAGGCACAUCGCAAAAUUCUAAAUUAUCCAGAGCAAGAAGAAGCAUAAAACUGACUUCUAGUUGUUCUGCAGUUCCCAUCCUUAUGGGUUUGUUGUGUUGUUUUGAUUCCAUCCUUAAUGCACUUGUGGAGACUUGUAUAAGCUGCUGCUCCUAUAUUUUUAAGAAAUAUAAUAAAGCACUUAGGGCAGGGGAAAUCCUCUCAGUAAUCACGGAACCUGAGGAUAUGAUUUGUUUUCAUUGUAUGUACGUAUUUCUUUACGGCAGUCUGAACCAUUAUCUUACCAUGUAAACGUGGAUCUGUUCCGUUUUCUCCAGACAAAAAUGUAAAGCUCAAACUGUAUGAAUAUUAAAAAACUGCACAUGCUGUUUUAUUCAAAUGCCUCUUUUGUAUAUGUUCAUGUUCAGUUUUUCUUAGAAUCAGCAACUCAAUGAAGGUACUAUGAGGAUUUUUCUCGCUGGCAUAAUUCGAUUCCAUGAUAAACAGGAAUAUAUGUUAAUAUGAGAAAAUGUAAAUUAAAUCAGUUAUAAAGAACAAACCAAAAAUGUAUGUAAACAUUCAAAUGAUUACCUGAACCAUUGAGAUUUUGUUGUUUUCCUUAACCAUGUGAUGUCUGCCAACGUGUAGGGUAAAAAUUCACAGGGCUUCCAGAUCACUUUUUCACAAUUGCAUUUUAUUUAUAUAAUGUUGACAUCUCACAGUUCAUAAUGUAAUGUAAUUUUGACUUGUGUAGUCUUGAGUACUGUGUGUGUGUACGUGUGUGUGUGUGAGUGACAGAGAGAGAUACAGAGAUAGAGACAGAGACAGUCAUCAGGUCCUUCCAUCUCUGGAGUAAGGUUUUUAAAUCUGUAUUUCUAGAAAUUAGAGCUGCCAGUUUAUAGUAGUUUACGCAGAGAAUUUGACUUGUGAAAAAAGUAACCAGUGAUAUUAGUUUACUCUCUUACUCUUUGACUCACUGAUUCAGAUAUUUGUUGAUCACCAGUCUGUCCAGGCACUCUGCAGGGUGCAGUGGGAUACAGUGGUGAACAAGCCAGACUUGGUCCAGCUCUCAGUUUACAGUCUGGUUUCAGCAGUUGGAAAACUAGCAGUGAAUACACCAAGGGAAAGCCUCAGAGCUCUUGGCUUUUGUAUCAGUCGAUGGGUAGAUAAUUAUGGAAAUGAGCCUUGAGUUAAAGAUUGGGUCAUUUUUGGCUCAAGUCAGAUUAUAGAAAACCAGUACUAAUGUUUUUAGAUUUUAACUGCUUGUCAUUACUGAUGAGGCUAGCACCUUAGUAAUCACUGUUUAACUCGUUUUGUAUUCAUUUUUCAAAAGCAAUUAUUUAUUUUAAGCCAUUUUCAGUAGGGUGGCCAUUUUAAUGUUGUUCAGCAAUCUGAAUGGUCUUGCAGUUAUUUUCAUUAAAAUAAUUUUAAAGAAUAGCUCCAGGAACCCUAUUUAUUUUCUUGUUCACAGUAUCUAAUGCAUGACAAUAGUAAACGUUUCUCCUUACUGGUAAGUGGACUACUUCUCUUUAGGAGUAUAGCAAAUAUAGAUUGAACUAUGUUAGAUUGCAAUAAUGUAUGUUAUCUUUAGUAAUUAAAGAUUGGUACCUUUCUUUAA
Tupaia belangeri chinensis (Chinese tree shrew) is the source of this 2341-nucleotide messenger RNA. RefSeq names its product membrane associated ring-CH-type finger 5 (gene MARCHF5). Lineage: Eukaryota; Metazoa; Chordata; Mammalia; Scandentia; Tupaiidae. The record is from RefSeq and is a predicted model, not a curated record. Gene Ontology annotation, molecular function: zinc ion binding.